UUGGCUGCCAGUCACCCGUUGAACCAACUGCUAAUAAAAACAUCUCUCUCGUGAACAGAAUAUACAACAGCUAUUUUCUCUUUACUCUCCAGAUUCAGAGCCCUGCGCAGAGGGAGCAGGUGCUGGUGGAGGUGGGGAAGAUGAUUGGCUCGUACCCUUUCAAAUUCCAGGGCGCCCGCAUCCUGUCUGGGGUGGAGGAAGGGGCAUACGGCUGGAUCACCAUCAACUACCUGCUCAGCUCCUUCAUCAAGUACUCCUACGAAGGGAAGAGGCUGCACCCCAAGAAUGGAAAGAUCCUGGGUGCCCUGGACAUGGGAGGUGCCUCCACACAGAUCACCUUCACCCCUGAAGGACGGAUUGCAGACAAACAGACCGAGGCCUUCUCUGCGUUUUUCUACACGUUUGACUUUCUUAAGCUGGCUCCACGGUCCUCUCUGGAUGUUACGAAGAAAACCACUGAAGAAUUCUGCAAGAGAGACUGGAGCAGCCUGAAGACAGACUUUCCCACAGAGAAGGAGAAUAAUCUGAGAGAGUACUGCGCCACCAGCUAUUACAUCACCACUCUACUGGCUGAUGCCUACAAGUUUGACAACCAAUCAUGGAACAAGAUCGUCUUUGAGAAGAAGGCUGAUGACACCGAUAUCUGCUGGAUGCUGGGCUACACGCUGAACUUGACCAACCUAAUCCCCACUGAGACCCCUGCAAGGUGAAAGGGCAUGGCUACAGCGUGCGGGCCGCCUCGGUCUUCUUCAUCGUACUGGUCAUUGCGCUGAGCCUGCUGGCCCUGGUAGUGCAGUGCUACACUCAGUGCCGCCGCAGCUUCAACUCACACCAGUCAGCAACUGAGUCACCAAAAAGGGGACAGUGAAGAAGAGGAGGAGGAGGGGGACGAGGUCUGGUUAAUAUAGAGGCCAAGUAUGGAUUUGUCCCCAUCCUGGUUUUUGAUGCUGAAAUGACAGCAAUGGUACGGGUACUUCAGCAAAAAAAUGAUUUUACUGUAUUUUAGUGGAGCUCUGUGCAUGGCACAACAUUUUAUAAACUAUCCUGUAUCAUUCGGAACUUAAGGAUCUGAAAUCUAAAUACUCCAUUUCUGUCUUCAAUUGUACAGUGUAUGAUUACAUUUUUUUAUAUAAAUAUAUAUUGUAGUAUAUUUGGAUUUCUUGGUUUUGGUAUGUUUCUGUUAUAUAGUGUUAUAUUUAUACCGGUUCAGAGGUCUCUAUUGGUAUUUCUGUUUAUUGGAUAUAUAUAAUACUGUAGAAGUGUUCUCUUAGGGGAAAUAGAUGCACAACUAUAUUACUCUAAAAAUGAAUAAUAUUGAUUUCUAGUCUUUAACUGUGGUUUCGGUGUUUUCUCUUCAGAUGUAAAUGAGGAAAGGUUGACACUUUUGCAAUAAAAGGCUUUCCUGUGA
Molecule: messenger RNA, 1408 nt
Organism: Acipenser ruthenus (sterlet)
Lineage: Eukaryota; Metazoa; Chordata; Actinopteri; Acipenseriformes; Acipenseridae
Product: ectonucleoside triphosphate diphosphohydrolase 8-like
Exons: 6
Coding region: 141-710 (189 amino acids)
Biological process (GO): nucleoside diphosphate catabolic process
Cellular component (GO): plasma membrane
Molecular function (GO): GDP phosphatase activity; UDP phosphatase activity
Source: RefSeq, a predicted model, not a curated record